Pangasianodon hypophthalmus (striped catfish) is the source of this 12556-nucleotide messenger RNA. It is a transcript of the gene ncor2, whose product is annotated as nuclear receptor corepressor 2. The transcript is spliced from 47 exons. Lineage: Eukaryota; Metazoa; Chordata; Actinopteri; Siluriformes; Pangasiidae. The record is from RefSeq and is a predicted model, not a curated record. Gene Ontology annotation, molecular function: transcription corepressor activity. Gene Ontology annotation, biological process: negative regulation of transcription by RNA polymerase II. The coding region runs from base 529 to 7506 and encodes 2325 amino acids.
AAGAAAAAAGAAAAGCAGCAGCAGCAGGAGCAGCAGCAGCAGCAGCAGCAGGAGGAGCAGAUUUUUCGGACAUUUUGUGGAUUUCUGCUUGGAAUUGUGAGCAAAAAGUGGACAAUGUGGGAUCAUAUCAAGUCUCUGAACACGCCUGUGUGGGGAUGAGUGGAGGAAAGAGUGGAUAAAAGGAGGAAAAGAGAGAAGAGAAGCGGAGAGAGGAGAAAGGAGGAUAUCACUUAUUCACCCAACACACACACACACACACACACACACUCCGAGGACCGGGUGUAGGGGGGGGCAAAACCGACCAGGACCCUUCUCUACAUGUGGAUUAAUUUCAAAUUUUUACAAAAAAAAAAAAACAAAAACAAACAACAUAAAUAACAAACAAGCCUACUGGAUACACACACACACAGUCACACACCUAAUACACAAGGUUGUUGUUGACGGUCAGGACUCGAUUCCGAAGAAUGGUCAGCGUGCAUAGAGCGGCCACGCCCACUUCCUGUGCGUAGAGGAAGUCUCGUCGUCAGCAUGUCCUCUCACCCGCAACCGGUGCCUCAGAGCCGGAGAGCUGUGGACGCCCGACACCUGCCGAGUUCAGCCAGCCUUCCUCUGCCCAUAGCCCGCGCUCACACGGAUGUUGGAAUAGUGAACUACAAUGCUCGGGACUUCGGUUCCCAUCUCUCCCAUGGAGCUCUCGCCCAGUCUCACCGCCGCAGACCGUCCCUGCUUUCGGAGUUUCAGCCCGGGAACGAGAGAGGCACAGAGCCGCACGUCCGAUACGAGCACAUAUAUCUACCCGAAGCCAACAGCCAAUCGGAGGUGGAGUAUGGCGAGAUAAAGCGGCCUCGCCUGGAGAUCGGGGCGGAGCCUCUAAUGCGUCAUCCGCCUCAGCGCCCGCCUCUGCCUCUGACUGGAGCCGAGGAUGUCGUGAAGGAGCGUGGCGGCAGCAGCUCGAUGGGGAAGAUCGAGCCCAUCUCUCCGGUGAGUCCAGCGGUGAUGGAGGCUGACCUGGAGCUGGUGCCUACGCGCUUUUCUAAAGAGGAGCUCAUCCAGAACAUGGACCGCGUGGACCGAGAGAUCACCAUGGUGGAACAGCAGAUCUGCAAACUGAGGAAGAAACAGCAACAGCUGGAGGAAGAGGCGGCGAAGCCCCAAGAGCCAGAGCGCAAUAUUUCUCCUCCACCCAGCGAAGCCAAACACCGCAGCCUUGUACAGAUCAUCUACGAUGAGAACCGGAAAAAAGCAGAGGAGGCUCAUCGUAUCCUAGAGGGACUGGGACCCCGAGUGGAACUGCCACUGUAUAACCAGCCGUCUGAUACGAAGCAGUACCACGAGAACAUUAAAAUAAAUCAGGUGAUGAGGAAGAAGCUCAUUCUCUACUUCAAGAGGAGAAACCACGCUCGCAAGCAAUGGGAGCAGAAGUUUUGUCAGCGCUAUGACCAGCUGAUGGAGGCUUGGGAGAAGAAGGUGGAGCGCAUAGAGAACAACCCUCGGCGCAGGGCCAAAGAGAGCAAAGUGCGCGAGUACUACGAGAAACAGUUCCCCGAGAUCCGCAAACAGAGGGAGCUGCAGGAACGCAUGCAGAACAGGGUGGGUCAGCGUGGUGGUCUGGCCUCUGCAGCACGCAGCGAACACGAAGUGUCUGAGAUCAUAGAUGGCAUUUCAGAACAAGAGAACUCGGAGAAACAGAUGCGUCAGUUGGCCGUGAUCCCGCCGAUGCUGUUCGACGCCGAGCAGCAGAGGAUAAAGUUCAUUAACAUGAACGGUCUGAUGGACGACCCCAUGAAGAUCUACAAAGACAGACAGGUGAUGAACAUGUGGAGCGACCAGGAGAAAGACACCUUCCGAGAGAAAUUUAUCCAGCACCCUAAGAACUUUGGCCUGAUAGCCUCCUUCCUGGAGAGAAAGACUGUGGCAGAGUGCGUCCUCUUCUACUAUCUGACAAAGAAGAACGAGAACUACAAGAACAUCGUCCGCAGGAACAACCGCCGCAGGGGCCGCAGCCAGAAUAACCAGCAGCAGCAACAGCAGCAGCAGCAACAACAGCAGCAGCAGCAGCAGCAGCAGCAACAGCAGCAGCAGCAACAGCAGCAACAGGUGAACCGCAACAACCAGGAGGAGAAAGAGGACAAGGAGGCAGAGAAGGAGGGAGAGCGAGACGAGGACAAGAACGACGCAGAUGACAAGGAGGAUGGCAUAAAAGAUGACACGUCAGGAGAGGACGGUGAAGAUAAAGAUCCUCCUGUAGCCAUUAAAGGACGUCGCACAGCCAACAGCCGUGGCCACCGAAAAGGCAGAAUCACUCGCUCCAUGGCCAACGAGCAGGAGGAAAGCAGCUCUCCUCCUCUCAGCGGGGAACUGGCAAACCUGGAGAUGAACGAAAGCUCUCGCUGGACAGAAGAGGAGAUGGAGACUGCCAAGAAAGGACUUCUCCAAUAUGGCCGCAACUGGUCGUCCAUCGCCAAGCUGGUGGGCUCCAAGACCGUCUCACAGUGCAAGAACUUCUACUUCAACUACAAAAAGAGGCAGAAACUGGACGAGAUCCUGCAGCAGCAUAAAAUGAAAUCGGAGCAGGAGCGUAAGGCCAGGCGUAAAGGUAAAGCUCUGCAGAACGAGGAGACCAGCGCUCCCUCUGCUGCUGAUGAAGAGGAGAUGGAGGGAUCCGGGGGCAGCGGCAACGAGGAGGAGGCUCAGGAGGAUGGAGAGGGAGGCCCUAACCAGAGCUCAGAUACAGAGAGCCUCCCAUCCCCGCACUCCUCGGAGAGCAGCAAGGUCAAAGAUUCUAGCUCGGGCCGCUUUAAGUCUGCGCCUAACACCACCUCUGCGUCGGCAUCUUCCUCUGACAAAGAUGCACCAGAGGAGGAGAAACCACAAGUCAAGUGCGAGCAGGGAGCCGUGAAGCAGGAAGAGCGGCCCGAGGGAACCGACGGAGCGAAGGAGGUGCAAGGGGAGGUCGAGGAUAAGAAGCCUCCCACUCUGGAGGUGGAAGAAGUUAAGAGAGAAGGAAGGAAAAGAGAGAGGGAGCAUGGAGGACGAGACAGCGACUCCAGCGCUACCUGCAGCGCCGAUGAGGUGGAGGAGACGGACAACACGGAGAAGAACAGAAUAACAUCUCCUAGGCCGAGUCUGCUGAGUUAUGCCCACGAUGGAGUGAUCUCAACUGCACUGCAGAAACCACUGGACCUCAAACAGCUCAAACAGAGAGCGGCCGCUAUACCUCCCAUAAUGCCGGACAUUUCUGUAGCCGGUGCUGGCGUUUUGGGGAAGCAGCAGGUGAUGCCCGACGCUCAGGCGCUCUACGAACAGCAGAUCAUCAUGGCACACGAGUCCUCCCAAGGAGCCAAGCAGCAGCCUCCGCAGCCAAUCAAAUCGCAGCAUUACCCCAGCGGCAUGGCUGAGGCCGGUAGCCCACGGAUCCUAGCCAGAACACCCACGCCCUCGGAGAGAGAGAAAGAGGAACUGGAGGGGGGGAAGGAAAGAUGGCUACACACUCUGCUUCACGGAUUACAUAAACCCCGAGCAUUCUCUCCUCUUGCUGAUGUGAAGAAAGAUCCGGGCCCGGACCACAUCAGAGCCAUGGGUCUUGGUCGUCCUGUGAUGUCACCGUACCAGCUUUCUUCCAGAGAUUUGGCCAAGCUGAGCCAUGAACAACUCCUGCACUACAACUCCUCUCCUUCUCAGCAGGAGAGGCUGGCUGGUGUACGGCCGCAGCACAUCCCCGAUCCUCCUCCCCUCAUUUCCUCGGCCAAACCAGGCGGCUCCAUCACACAGGGUACUCCAGUGCAGAUGCACAGCCCCGCCCACGGCUCCGAGCACGCCAAGAUGACUCCAGGAGCUCUGCCUGUGUCCUGGACGGAGCAGCGGAAACUCUCCGGGUUCCCCGUGGUUAAACAAGAGCAGCUGUCUCCACGUGGCCCCGCCUCCUCUCAGGCUGAGAAUCUGUCCACACAUGCUAUCGCUCAUGAGAGCCUCGCUUCUCGCGGGCCCAUGCCAGCUGUACAGGGAGGAAGCAUCACAAAGGGCCUUCCUGGCACGCGCAUCCACCAAGAUUCCUCCAUAACAUACCGUGGUGGUUCCAUCACUCAGGGCACCCCGGCAGAAGUGCUGUAUAAGGGUACCAUUACUCGUCUUAUCGCAGAGGACAGCCCUAGCAGGGACAGAUCCAGAGACGAAAACCAAGCCAAGGGACACGUUCUGUAUGAGGGCAUCAGUGGACACAUCCUCUCCUAUGAACGCGCUCUGAACCCAAAGGACGAAGGCAGGGGAGAGGUGUUAGGGCUGAAACGCUCUUACGACGUCAUGGACGGUGGGGGCAUCUCUCGAGUGCUGCCGUUACGGGACUCUCUGUCCACUGCUGAGGGUUUGAUGUGUAGAGCAAUGCCUCAGGAGAGAGAGAGUCCUCGUCCUCAUCAUAUCCGCGGCUCUAUCUCACAGGGUAUCCCACGUCAUGUAGAGUCCCAGGAAGAGUAUUCACGACGAGAGCCGAAGCAGCUGAAGCGCGAGAGCUCUCCGUCUCCCCGUGGCCCUGACGCUAUUAAGGGCCGCCCCCACGACAGCCUAGUGCCCACGGUUAAAGAGGGCGGACGCUCCAUCCACCUCAUCCCGCCGGAGGGUGUGCUGAUGAGCAAAGCACCUAAAGAGGGCUCCAUCACACAGGGCACGCCUCUCAAACUGGAGACCGCGGGUUCAUCUAAACGCCACGACGUGCGCUCCAUCAUAUCCAGCUCUCCUCGGCCGUACUCUGGUCUCCCACCUCAUUUGGAGAGGGGCCACUACGACGAGCCGGGCCCCAAAUCUCGGCCUAGCGCUGUGGUCAGCACCUCAAGCUCCCUGGUGCUGGGGGCAGAACAGGCGGGCAAAAGUCACCACAGCCCGGUGGGCUACGACGAGCACAAGAGAGCAGGAUAUGCGGCGCCUUCACACCGAGGAUCCCCGCUGGCCAGCAGAGACACGCCGCAGCGGCCACACGAAGGCUCUGCGAAGGUCCCUCAACAGGAGAGGAAGUCCACUCCCACUCCUCGGGAAAUGAGCUCUACCAAGUCUCCGCUGCCUGUAGUGGGGGAUCACGCUGCCUCUCUGGCCUCCUAUGAGAGGCUGCUGCAGGGUCUGGGAGCCGAUGUGUACCGAGGACAGAUACCGCUGCCGUUCGACCCCGCCGCCCUGCCCCGGGGCAUCCCUAUAGAUCCAGCUGCUUAUUACCUGCCUCGACACCUGGCUCCCGCCCCUGGUUACCCCCACCCCUAUCCCCCUUAUCUAAUCCGGGGCUUCCCUGACACAGCAGCCCUUGAGAACAGACACACACUCUUCACCGACUACAUCACCUCACAGCAGAUGCACCAGUGGCCUGCAGCAGCUAUGACACAGAGAUCAGACCUACUGAGAGGGCCCCGAGACCCACCGCUCACUUUACCGUACUCACCUACAGCACGAGGAGCGUCUGCAUCACCAAUGGACCGCAUGAACUACCUCCCUGGCGCUCCAAACACUUUCCCCAGCCGUGCGUACACCACCUCACCGAUCUCACCUGUCGGAAGCUCACACAUAAGCAAACUCCAGGGCACACCGACGUCAUCCGAGAGAGAGCGCGAGAGAGAGCGUGAGCGCGAAAGAGAGCGCGAGAGAGACCGGGAGAGAGAGCGAGACCGAGAGAGGGAACGGGAGAGAGAAAGAGAACGAGAGCGGGAUAGAGAGAGGGAGAGGGAGCGAGAGAGGGAGAGAGAGCGGGAUCGAGACAGAGAGAGGGAGAAGUCUCUCGGCCAUGGCAAUGUGGAGCACGCCCCCAUCUGGAGACCCGGAGCAGCAGAGCAGACUGGGAGCAGCAGCUCCAGCUCGCGUCCUCCUUCCCUGCCUUACAGCCACCAGGUGUCCCCGAUGAGCCCUCGGCCCCAGGACAGCCUCCAGCACAGACCCACUGUCUUGCACAACACCAGCUCGAAAAACCUGCAGAGUUCAGAGCACAGCAGCCCGUCUGUACUGAGGUCUGUGCCACAGAGUUCUUCACGUUACCCAAACUACAGCGGGCACCUCCAGAGAGCCAGCGAGGCCUAUCCAGACUCGAGCGGGGUCAAAGAGCUGAGCCGGGAGCUGAGUAAGACCCAGAGUCGCGGAGUUCUGCCCAAACACCAGGAGCCCAAGUCCGAAUCCAAGAUGUCCAGCCCGAGCGGGGGCGGAGUUUACCCCUCGGCCUUCGCCCAGGCCCCCGGCGGCCAUGUGGGGCUCACAGCAGGCCGUGGUCUUCCCAUGAUGGCUACCGAGAGUGGCAUCAUGAAUAGGGAUAAGACUCAGAACAAGGACCACGAGCUCCGUGCACUCGCUCAGCAGAAGGCUCUAGAGCAGCACAGUGUGUUUUUUAUUCCAGAGGAGAGACUGUCUCCCAGCCAGCAGCCUCCAUCCCCUGCUGUUAAAAGCUCCCAGAGAGUAGUGACCCUCGCCCAACACAUCAGCGAGGUGAUUAAGAAAGAUUACAUGCGUCAGUCACAGCAGGGGCAGGCAGGAGGCCAGCCUGUGUUUAGCUACCACAAUUCCCCUGUGUUGGACCUCACUCGACCCCCAAGUGCCCCCCAGACGCCCUCGGAGCCGAGCGUCAGCAGCCGCUUUACCCCCGAGGGCUCCAACAGCGACAGAGACAGGAUGAGAGACAGGUCUCCUCCUCAGAGUAAAGUGUCCCCAGUGAGUCUGCCCCCUGAGUGCAUCGAGCCAGUCUCUCCACCAGGGGGCGUGUCCGAGCCGGAAUCCCAGGCAGCAGCGUGUCCCAGCGAGCAAGCCGAGCAAGGGAUGGGAUCUCGCUCUCCCUCCAGCAGUUCCCAGCCACCUGCGUUCUUCAGCAAACUCACCGAGAACAACUCCGCCAUCGUCAAGAGCAAGAAGGAGAUGAUUAAGAAGAUGGUUGUGGGCAACGAGAAUGACUUUAACUCGGGACAGCCCGGGACAGAGAUCUUCAACAUGCCUGCCUCUGCUACUGGAGGGCCAGUGACCAUGCGUAGCCAGCCUCCUCCAGACUCCAGUGGGAACACCAUUGGCCUGGAGGCCAUCAUCCGCAAAGCUCUGAUGGGGAAAUAUGACGAACAGGCGGACGAGCGCUCGCCCUCCAACUCCGGACCCUCUGCUGCUGCUGCUGAUCCACGCACUGAAGAGCCUUACUCACUGCCUGGUAAAUCAAAGAGCAGCGGGCGCUCCAACGGCCGCAAGACAAAGUCUCCCGGUCCUGGACUGUCGGGAGGAGAGAGACCGUCCUCUGUGUCCUCCGUCCACUCCGAGGGAGACUGCAACCGCCGCACACCUCUCACCAACCGAGUGUGGGAGGACAGACCGUCAUCUGCAGGCUCCACCCCAUACCCCUGUAACCCCUUCACGAUGAUGCGUUUGCCCGGCUCGGUGAUGUCCGGGCCCUCCCCGUCGCCCACGCAGCCCGCUGCAGGACCUCCACAGCCUCAGAGCCGAACCUGGGAAGAGGAACCCAAACCGCUGCUCUGCUCUCAGUACGAGACGCUGUCCGACAGCGAGUGAACACACACACACACACACACACACACACACCCCUCCUCUAUUCGCUCCUUUAAACUUUAAACAGGGAUGUGAAUGGAUACACACACAUGCACACACUUAGUGAAACACACUAGAGAGCACAUACACAUGCAAACUAAUAUGCAUACCCUCAUAUUACUAAUGCACUUCUCUUAAGUACAACACACACACACACACACACACACACAGAUGUACCCUGGUGAAAAUGGCUGCUCCAGAAGAGUACUCGUAAGCGUGUACACACCUGCACACCAACAUUAGCGUGUGCCAUCACUCCAAGACUGCUCAUAUUACAACGACAAAUCACUCUUUUUUUUCUUUUUCUUUUCCUUUCCUGGUGUCCUGGUCUUAUCAGACUCGGGUAUCACAGAGACUCCUCUCUCCAUAGUACCGCUCAGGAUCCUCACAUUCUCACCUCUUGCUGACACACACACACACACACACACACACACACACUCACUAUGCAUUGCUGUUUUAAACCAAUAAUUUGGCUCCAAAUGGAAUGAACAAGUCGAUCAGAUUAGCUCGUUUGGUGUCUUUAUUUCGCACUUGAGGGUUAAUGUAGCUAAACAGUAAGGCUAGCUUCGAGCUGCUAGUGUUUAUUCAUUCGUAUUGGUCAUCUCAAUCGUUUCUAACACACAGCUCCGCCUUAAACUUAAGGCCACGCCUCUUAUCUGAGACUGAUCCUUGCUACGUCCUGACUGUUAGCUGCUACGACUGUUUUUAGCUCUGCGUCCGUUUUUUUUUUUGUUUGUUUGUUUUUUUUUAAAUACAUAUCCUUGUGUCAAACCACUCCACAAAGCAGUUGAUUGAGAUGUGUAGCUUGAGUGAUGCUAAUCUGGUGGAUAUGCGCUUCCUUUAUUUGCUAGCUACAUUAGCCUGAACAUAUCUUGGCUCUAGUGUUUCAGUUUUGGCCCAAAAUGGCUGCCGAUGGCGUCGCUCGUUGCUUUUACAGACUCACAGUUUCACCACUUGAGCUUCUGAGGCACAUUUUGAGGUACAGAGGACCGUGUGUGUGUGUGUGUGUGUGUGUGUGUGUGUGUGUGUGUGUGUGUUUGCGUUUGUAUACACUGAUGCAUGAAUUCAGAUUGAGAGAAUGAACAAGCCAGUUCCAGUUUUCCUGUUCUGAAAUACGUACAUUCAGUCCAGAAACGCUCAUGAAGAGUGUGUCUGUCUGUGUGUGUGUGUGUGUGUGUGUGUGUGUGUGUGUGUGUGUGUGUGUGUGUGCGCGUGCGCGCGUUUUUCACUCUUUUCCAUGGGCGUUAGUUUACAAGGUACAUAAUGCAUUUUUUUAAUGUCACUGAUAACAUUGCAGUUUCUGUUUUUUUUUUUUUUUUUUUUUUUUGUUUUUUUUUUUUUUUAAACAGCGGUUUCAGACUCGUCUCUACUCGAACAUUUUUUCUUUUCAUGAAAGCUGCGACGUGUUUUUUUUUUGUGUGUGUGUGUGUGUUUAUCACUAAUUUGUUUGCGUCUCUUUUUAUUAAAGCACUUGGCCAGCAGACGGUUCUUGUUGUCCCGUCAUGGACGCUGAUUAUUCAUUUAAUGUUUUUUUUUUUUUUUUUUUGGUUGUUUGUUUAUACAGUAUUGUGUUUUUUUUUUUAUUUUCAUGUUUGUCACCUAUAUAUACCUUUUGUAAUAAAUAAAUAAAUAAAUAAAAUAAAAUAAAUAAAUAGAUAAAAUGUCCAAUGCUCCAGCGACAAUCAGAGAGGAAAAAGUGCUGAGCUGAGCAUAUGGACGCCAAGCUGCUUUUUCAGGUCCCCACAAUGUCCUCACACACACACACACACACACACACACACACACAUGUCGGUUUAAGAGACUGCGCCAAAUCAAAGCCAUGGACAUCGAGGACUGCUCUGUCGUCGGUUUAAAAAACAAAACAAAACAAAACAAAAAACAGACGACUGAUAUUAGAGGACGCUGAUAGGUUAUUUUUUUGUGGGUUUUUUCUCUUUUUUUUUCUUUUUUCUUUUUUUUUUUUUUUUUUUUUUGAGGAAGGGGACCUCCGCCCACAGCGAGUGGACUUCUCAGCUCACUGGGACUCCAAACCCAACACCUCAUGUGUAGAAAUGUGUAUCCCUUUGUUGUGUACAAAAAAAAAACAAAAAACAAACAAAAAAAAACGAUUCUGGUGUUAAGUGCCAUUUAUUUGAGACGUACAUUUACUGAAGUUUAAACUACCAAGUGACUACGCACAACUGUUUUUUUUUUUCCUCUGUUUUUUUUUCUUCUUUUUUUUUUUUUUUUAAAGGCUUAAAAGACGAACCUGGUGUGUCACGGUCGUUUGACACACACACUGCUGAGAGCGGUGGAUUUUAUGUCCUCACACUAACGCGUCUUCAGAAUUCGACGCUGAUAUCCGUGAUGCUAUAAAUACUAUCAAAUUACUUUGCAUGUGCUUUAAAUAUAAGUCAAAUUUUAUUGUUUGCUACUUUUUUUCAUAAAAAAGUCAUCCCUCUUUAACAUUGAUAUAAAAAAAUAAAGACUUUUAUGAUUCUAUUCCACAGGUUUACCUCAGUGGGAGUUUUUUUUGUUUUUGUUUUUUUGUUUUUUUUUGAGGAAUAUUAGUCCCGUGUUGAGAAUUGAUCAUUUGGUAUGUAUAAUAUUGUGUGUUUAUUUUGUGUAAAUGCGGCUUCAUCGCAUCACACACUCGUUCUGUUCUCUAGACGUGUGCCAACGAUAUUGUUUUUGGUCACUACCAUAUUGUUUGCUCCAUUCGGUGUAAAAAAAAAAAAAAAAAAAAAAGACCCUUAUUUUUGGACAGAUUUCAUAGAGCAUUACAUAAGAAGGCACCUUCAAUUAAGUGUUAAUUUUUUUUUUUUUUUUAGCAAAUAUUAAAAUAUUGUGAUAUCGUAAAAUAUUAAUCCACAUUUCCACAUGAUGCAUUUCACACAUUCUAACAUUACUGCAUGUUUUAGAAGAGACAUAAAAACAAAUUAGUAAAAAAUAAUAAUAAUAAUUUCACAGCAGAUGUGCAGUGUUCUCUCUGGAACAACUGUCUUCAUUUUUCCUGAGGUACAAAUGUAUAUGAACUGAUUUAAAAAUCAUAACUGGUUGAGGGGGAAAAAAAUGAAACAAAAAGACCAGACUCCAUUCACAGCUUUAGGAUGGGAGGAAAGCAAGGGUCAGGUAUCAUCCAUUUUGUACAACCAUACUGUCCGCUUUUUUUUUUUUUUUUCUUUUAAACAUAAUUCCAGCCCACUGUAUUAUAGUGCGGAGUGUAAAUAGGCCUAAAAGGGUGUACAUAUUUAUGUGAUUUGCUGCGAGGUGGAUAUUCACAGAGAAACUGUUCACUGUUGUGCAUCAACAUGGCCACCAGCAAGCUUUGUGGAUAAGCAGUGUACAAAAAUGAAACAGGAAAAAAACAGACACUGCCUUAAUGUUUAAAUAAAAAGCUUAUUGCCAUUGAGAUGUUUGAGUGUUUGUGUUUUCACUCUUUUUUUGUAAUUGCAUUAUUGGAUCAUGGAUUUUUUUUUUUUAAUAGAACAACACAAGUUGCAUUUUUGUUGUCACAUACGCAAAUAUGGCGUAUGACGUUUUGUACAUGUUGCUGUCGUAAUCCAGGGUUUCACUUUCAAAUUCAAAUGUAGACAAAGUAAUAAUGACGCUUCAUAAACAAGUGGUAAAGUAGGCAUCAUAUUACGGUUGACGGAAGUGUUUUUUAAAAAAAAAAACACCUAAGAUAAACCUGCAAAACGAGUGAAUACAGUGUUUAUCAGCGGUCAAAGAUUUAUCGUUAGGGCUGCAUCGAUACCGAUUCUGGUAUCAGGUAUCACUCGGACACAGUGCUCAUUUCCUCGUACAUGUAAAAAUGCUCCAGAGACACCAUCCGAUAGCUCGUGAUACGAUGUGACGUAAUCCUGGUGUACGUUGUUGCGCUAAUCUCAACAUGUCAAGAGGAGGCGCUACUGUGUCUUUCUCCAAUACAAGUAACCUGCUAAAGCAUCUUAAACAUAAAUCUCAGCACGAGGAGUUCAUCGCUAGCAGCACACAACGACAAAAAUGUCUUACCCAGUGUGUUGUUCUUGACGAUCAGCCGCUUUCGGUCAUUGACAAACGAGGGAUUCCGCCGUAACGAAAACAAAAAUGUACUUCACUUACAGCUGUACAGAAGCUCUUUUCUGAAGUGAAGUAAAACCUGCAGCUCUACUCAUGUAGCUAAUGUAGCUAGCUGCGAGCUAGACCGAUCCUAGUAUCAUACAUGCGUAGACACCUAACUGUGUUUUCCAGGGCCAUAAUUUACACCAGGGAAGCGUAAAGAGAGUUAAAUAACAUGUUCUGUGACAUCCCUGAUUGAUUGAUACUAAUGAGUAGUAAUAUUCAGUUUGAUCUCUGUAUCGAUGAGUAUGAAAAAUUCUCAGAGUAGUAUCGAUGCAUCUGCUUGUAAGAUCGCGAAUCGGUUCAAUGGUAAAUGUUCCAAAACUGUAAUCUGAGGUGAUUUCUUUUCAGGGAUGAAGACGCAGAGAGAAAACCACAAACAUUCCUGAUCCUGAUGGAAAUAAAACCUGUGAGUAGUACCCAUGUCUGUAUGGAAAAGUUUGCGCACCCCGGCCAAAUUACAAGUGAAAAGAAGUACGCACAACUGCUGCAGCAAACCAUUUUUUUCUUAAUAACAUUUUUCCUAUAAAUAUUACUGCAGGUACUUUAUAUUUGAUGCAUACAACUGUAUAGAGGAUAAAAAUAUCCUCGUGUAAAUCUAAUACCAUCCAAAUAGAGGAUAUUAUCUGUGUACUUGUGAUUUAUUGUCAUCCACUUGUUCCUCAAGAUUCCUCUUUAAUUUAGUAAUGAGGUUACUAUUAUUUUUGGUGUUUUGCAGCGUUGUAUCAUUUGUACUUUGCUUUGUGAUUAAUCUGUGUAGCAUCCCUAAGGAUUAGGUUUCACUCCAGCCCUCUUUAGCAUCUCGGUUCCUCCUACAUAAUCUCUGUUUCGCACUUGCUUUUGGCCAGAUGAUGGGAGAGCGAUGUUCUUGGAAGAAAUUUCUGCUUCAUUUCCAAGUCACUUUCAUUAAAAGUGAUAUUUAUCCCAAAAAAAA